AGCCCCGCUGGCCUGCGACAGGGCGGCCCGCUCCCCGUCCUGCAGCAUGUCGGUAACGGAUCAAGCCUUUGUGACCCUUGCUACCGAUGAUGUUUAUUGUCAAGGAGCUCUGGUUCUCGGACAGUCCUUGCGGAACCAUAGGACAUCUAGAAAACUGGCAGUACUAAUUACACCAGAGGUUUCCAGCGGGAUGAGGUCUGUCCUCCGCAGCGUGUUCGAUGAAGUAAUUGAGGUAGAUGCACUUGACAGUGCUGACUCGGUCCGUUUGGCUCUGUUACAGAGGCCAGAACUGGGUGUAACCUUCACUAAGCUUCACUGCUGGACUCUUACUCAUUAUAGCAAAUGUGUCUUCAUGGAUGCAGACACUUUGGUGUUAUGCAAUGUUGAUGAACUGUUUGAUCGAGAAGAGUUUUCAGCAGCUCCUGAUUCUGGCUGGCCUGACUGCUUCAAUAGUGGUGUAUUUGUGUUCCGACCGUCUUUAAAAACUUACAACCUUCUGCUCCAGUUUGCAGAAGAACAUGGCAGCUUUGAUGGGGGUGAUCAAGGCUUGUUGAAUAGUUUCUUCAGUAACUGGGCAACAACAGAUAUUGACAAACACUUACCCUUCAUUUAUAACUUAAGCAGCAGUGCUGUAUACACCUAUGUUCCUGCUUUCAAUCAUUUUGGUAGAGAUGCCAAAGUUGUUCACUUUUUGGGGUCGACAAAGCCCUGGAACUACAAAUACAACCUUCAAACAAAGAGAGUUAUACAGGAUGGCACCACCUCUGGAUCUUUGCAUCAGCUGUCAUUUCUUGCCCUCUGGUGGAACAUAUACAGUGCCAGUGUAUUGCCUUUGUUAGAAAAACCUCAGAAGAUGGAAGAGUCCGAAUCUGAGGAAUGUAAGCAUACAUUCAAUGGAGUUGAAAUCAUACUGAAAAAGGUCAGUCCUCCUGUGGCCAAUUCACUGCAAAUGCCUGUUCUUCCAGAGCAGACAUAUGAAAUAUACCCCACAACAUGUUCACCUGAGAAGCUCAUUUUCAAUGUGCAGCCUGUAUGUGGAGUUGAACAGCGCGGUUCUAACAUCCAUCUCUUGGAGCCUGACAGAUCUUCAGAACAACAUAUGCUUCAUCCAACAUUUCAGGAAACCUUGGAACUGAAUGAGGUUACGUAUGCUGUUUCAGAGCUGUCUAUUCACCUCAAACCAGAAGAACCAAGUGCAGAAGAUGAAAGGAGAAAAUGGGAGGAAGGGCGAAUGGACUACAUGGGGAAAGAUGCUUUUGAACAUAUCAGAAAGAAGUUGGAUGCAUUUUUAUAUUAAGAUGAAGUGUACUGUAACGGCCAUCUUCAAUGUCUCUUGUAUAAAUGCAGUCCUUGGAUAUUAGGCUCUCUUCGUAGUUUAUUUGACACCAAAGUUAGAGGUAGAUAUGGGUCAUCAUAUAUUUUGAGAAGAUGAACAGAUACAGACUGCUGUUUUUUAACUGUUACGUGUGCCUCAACUUUAUUGUUCUCCAGUAGUGCCUACUAAAGUAUAAUGCAGAGUUGAUAUCCUCUGAAUUUGAAAGUCUCAUAUUUAUCAUUUUCCCUCCCCACCAUGCUCUUUAUUAAUAGUCGUGACCACUUAGAAGAUGCUACAAAAACUUUUUAAGUUAAAAUCUUUUUUCUGAAACCAAGUUAAUGCAUCCAAGUGCAAAUAUGAUGUAGACUUUCAUGUGAGAGAAAAGUGAAUGAGGGGAUAAAAUCUUGGCCUUAUAGGAGUCAGUGACAAAAUUUGUUACUUUAAGUAUAAUUAGAACUAGAAGAAAUUAGGACUAGUGGACACUCUCCCUGUUUUAUAUGGAAGCUGAUCAGGCACCAGGACAAUUAAGAGUGGUCUAAAACUCUUUAAAAUAGACAGAUAGUAUAUGUCAACCUUUAAUAUCAUUGCUAUAGGAUAUUGUUGGUUCUGUAUAUAUAUUAGCUCUACUUGCAUAUUCAGAGUUGUAUAGUCAGAGGAAGAAACACUGUCACUGUGGUGUAAACCUUCUGGUGCUUUAUAUUUGUUUACAAUACUCUAAACUGCAGUUCGUAAAGGCGCUCUUCUCAUUUAGCGGAUUUGCAUCAUAUUGUAGGCAAUUGGAGUGCAACUGAAAACGCAGUUGGUAGUUGUUACGUGUAUACAGGCCCUUUGAACAAUCUUCUGAAGAAUAACUGUGUUUGGGAACUAAUAUGUUGAUGAGUAUGGUUCCAGAAAAAUCUAUUGAUAAGUCUUCAUUAUAUUAAUUAUACUAUGGGGGAUUGCUUUGUGAAUUUGGAUAGUUAGAUUUGACUAAUCUCAGCAAGUUUAACAAAUGAGUGAAAAGGAAACGCUUCAAGAAAUGUCCAGCAGACGAUUCAUCUCACUUUCUCCAUUGAUCGUAAAGGGAUACUUGAUAACUCACUUUUCCUGGGUAGCUAACCUUCACGUGCUAACACGGUGGGUGCAUUCCACCUCCUGUUUUUGUAAGGCACAACGCAGCCCUGUGCAGAGAUUGCGGUAUACCAGCUACAGUGUGCUUGUAUACAUGUGGCAUUUGAUCUGGGCUAAUUAUCCCCGUCACUUAGUGAAAUAAUUUGUGCACUUCUGAAAAAGUUUUUAGUUUUUAUAAGAAUUACUGCUAAUAUAAUUCAAACAGCUUGAACACAGUUUGAAAUGACAGUCAAGAGUGUGAACUCAUGCUUCAUGCAGCUGUACUUUUUACAGUAAUUACUGGUUUUUACUGGGCAUGUUAAUUAGAUUAGGAGAGAAAAUUACUGACUUGAAAUCAUUAAUUAAAAGUUUUUGGAACAGGCAUGCUAUUGUAGAAUAUGUAAGUGAAAGGAGCAGUCAUGGAAGAAAGUAUCAAGAUGUAAAAUGAUAUUGUGUGUGAACUGUGCAGUGUUUUGAAAAGAAAUAUAGUAAGAUUAAUGAUUAGUGAGUCCUUGCACAAAGUUAUUUAUGCUCAUACAACAUAUAGCUCUGGAAUUAUUUUAUUUCCAUGAAUUCAAGGAAAUAAAGUAGGAAUGAAUGGAAAGGACCAAUAAAGUCAUGUGCCCCUCAGAUGAUGCAGGGUUACAGAUUUUGUUUUGUUGUGUCAGAGAGUAUUGUUCUUGACUGACUGGUUACUUUAAUAUACUUUUCAAUUUUACUAAAUUGCAUUUGUGACAUUAGCACUGCCAAGUGAGCAGAAUUAAAAGGUGUAAGUUAUAAUUAUUUCUACAGACAUUCAUAAUUAUAAGCUUUAGAAUCUCUCUUGAAUUAGUACAACACUAGUUGGCUUAUUUUGUUUAUGGAAAAGUGUAGCAGAAGUUUCAAGACCCAGCCAAAUUUCUCUGUAGUAGAUCUUCAUGUAAAGAAGUCUAUUGAAAUAGUUAAAAGCAGUUUCCCAGCGGAUUCUAGCACAACACUGUUGUCACCAGAUUGUGAGAAGGAAGAAUCUUUAGAAUUAAAUUCAGAAGUUGGAAGUGCUGUGCUUUGGGCAGCAUUCUUUAGUUCUUGCAGACCUUAUUUUGAAAUCUUGGGGUCACAAGCAGGUUUGGAGGGUAUUAUGGACAGCAUGUUGCCUCGAACCACAGAGUUGAGGUGUGCUAAGUCAAAAAUUACUUAGAAGUACAACUUACUAAACUUCAGCUAGGAUUUCUUCCACGUUAAAAUAUUCUGUAGCCCCAGGUAUUUUUAGAAUAAGGAAAGUUAAGAAGUACAGAAUUUUGGAGGUGCGACUCCUCGUUUGGAAGGCCCUGUAGAGCAAUCGCCUAGUCUCUAUUCAAUCAAAUGUUGUAAGAUGAAAAGCUGCAAAGGCAAAACGAGUGUCACGUACUGUUUGUGUGUGUUGUCACUGUUGUUUAAGCCCUAGUGAUGUGAGAAGCAACCAGGAGGAUUUUGAAAGGCCACAACCUGGGCUGUUGGUGUGUGUGGCAGACUUCUUGACUUCUUUUGUAUUUAAAGAGGACAACUUUUGUUGAAAUGAAAACCUGCUGAUUCUCUGUCCUUCUGACAUGUGCUUAAGAGAGUUACUUCCAGCUAGACUUAGAGGGUAAUUUCAUUUGCAAUACAACAAUUUUAUGGGGUGCUGUUCAUGUAUAAACAGGAGAUAGUGUGGGUGCGCCACAAAGAAAAUUCUUGAAAAUUUUAGACGAGUGGGUUAGUGCACUUUCCUAGCCUAUAGGAAGAGAAGACUGCUGUUCUUGAAGUAUCUCUUCACUUGCUGCCUCGUGUCAUGUGCUGGCCUUUGCAAUUGGAUGUUCUUAGGAAAGAAGAAGAGAGUUUUCUUUGUCUCUCUACUUUAGUUAGUGCAUAUCAGUUACGUCUGGUAAGGCUGGGAUUUGAAAAAAAAAAGGUUUAGUUACUUUUUUACCUUGAUUUUUCUGCCAGGAAUGGAAAAUUGCAUUAAUAGCAGGUGACCUUAUACAUUUUAAUGCUUCUGAAAAUGUAUACUUGGUCUACAGAAACAAGUCUGCAGCAUGCCUGUUUGUUCCAUAAUGGAUCUGAAUGUGUUGUUUUGCUAAGCUAAACUGUUUUGAUUCAUAUGACUUUGAUGAUAAUAACAUAAGCUGGGCAUGUUUUUCUAAUUUACAUCUCUUAAUAAUUUGACCUUUGUGUGAGAGUAUUUAGCUCUGUUUAUUAAAGAAAACAACUUAACAUA
This is a messenger RNA of Struthio camelus australis, 4616 nucleotides long. It is a transcript of the gene GYG2, whose product is annotated as glycogenin 2. Gene Ontology annotation, molecular function: glycosyltransferase activity. NCBI's taxonomy places the organism in Eukaryota, Metazoa, Chordata, Aves, Struthioniformes, Struthionidae. Gene Ontology annotation, cellular component: cytoplasm. The record is from RefSeq and is a predicted model, not a curated record.